Molecule: messenger RNA, 1248 nt
Organism: Sitophilus oryzae (rice weevil)
Lineage: Eukaryota; Metazoa; Arthropoda; Insecta; Coleoptera; Curculionidae
Product: 52 kDa repressor of the inhibitor of the protein kinase-like
Exons: 5
Coding region: 442-909 (155 amino acids)
Molecular function (GO): sequence-specific DNA binding
Source: RefSeq, a predicted model, not a curated record
UAUUAUUACGAAAAACGCGGCAUGGCAACGUCCCUUGAGUGCAGCAUUUUGCGACGUAGUACGAAAUGUAACAAAAAUUUACCUCAUUUUCUGCACAAAAAAAGUUAAAAAAUAUUAUCAUUGAAAUAUUUAAACCAAAACAAUUGAAAUUGAUUUUAGAAUAAAUAAAACCAACGGGCAUCGUCAGUUUUGCACUCUAUUUUGCUUUACUGCUAAAUAUAAAAAAAUUAUUAUUGCAAUGGUAAUUAAAGAUUCAGGAAUUUCUUUGUUAAAAUCUGACAACUGACAACGUUGCUCAACAUUUCUAACCUAAAAAUAUGAAUGUCAUAUGAACGGGCGGAAAAGUAAAUUAACGGAAAAGUAAAUUAAAAUAAUUUUAAUUUACUUUGUGGUGUGUUUGUGAUAUUUUGUGACUAUAUUUGUUUGACAAUUUUGUUUAUAAUGGGCCUUCGUUACUGCUGUGUUCCCGGCUGUUUAAGCAAUACGGAGACUGAUAUGGGUCUUAGCUUCUUUUCAUUCCCAUUGGAUCCAAAAAGAUGUUCUGAGUGGGUUAAGAACUGCAACAGGCAUGAUUUUAGAGCAAAAUCACCUAUAGAUUUGCAUAGAGGGUAUAGAGUUUGUGGAAAACACUUUCAACCUACCAUGUUUGCGGGAAUGUCUCAAAGCCGUCUAAAGAAAUUUGCUGUUCCAACUUUAUUGAUGUCAGACAAUUCCAUGAUGGAAGUUGAAGCUACUAUUCCUGCUGUUCCUAUUACAUCUGAAGCGGUUUCAGAAUCUACUUCACCAGAUGUAAUUGCUAUUCCAUCAACAUCCAAGGAAGUUACAUCUGAAGCUGUUUCGGAAUCUACUUCACCAGAUGUAAUCGCUAUUCCAUCAACAUCCAAGGAAGUUACAUCUGAAGGUCAGUAAAAUAUUUUAUAAACACAAGGCUGAAUACAGGGUGGCGCACCUCAUUCAUCUUGGUUGAUUAUACGAAAACGUAAAGAUAUAGAAACAAAAUAUUUUAUGGGUAUAUGUGGAAAGACAAUGUACUUAAUUUAAAAUUAUUUUAAAAUGUACAGGGUGUGUCAGGACUAAGAUCCAUACCAAAGUUAUAUUUUUUCUUAUGGAACACACGGUAUUUUAUUUCACUUUGGGAUUCUUGGACAUAAAAUAAGGUAUUUAUUAUAAGGGUUUAAUAUGUUUAAAAGGUUUGGUUUUUGAGAUAUUUAAAUACAUUUAAAUAUGCAUGUUAUAAUAACAAAGUUU